AUGGCCUGGAUCUUCGGCGACGUCGACGGCGAUGAGACCUCGCCGCCGGCCUUGUCGUGCAGCUGUGCAUCCAGCGGAUUGGCGCGCUUCAGGGUUCUUUGGACGGGGAGGCUGCCAGACCAAGCCCACUCACGCAUCACAGAAGCAAAGCACCGACUACUUGGAAGAAAAACCAUAGCCUCUGCGGCGCUCUUGGUCCUCCUCGCCUUGCCCAUCAUGCAGCCGCAGACGGCGUCGUUCGAGAAGGAGACGCAUUUUAAGGUGUAUUGGCACGACUUGAUGAACGGACUAACGUCGGCUCUGGUGGCAUGCACGGGCAUGACCAACACCUCCAAAACAGCCUUCGGCGUGGUGCUGGUCAUCGACAACCCGCUCACCGAGGGGCCCAGCCUCAACUCAUCCAGGCUCAUGGGCACGUACAUCGCCGUCAGCAAGGACCAGCUAGUGAUGCUCAUGAACUUUGUCUUCACCGCCGGGAAGUACAACGGCAGCAGCGUCAUCAUUAUUGGUCGGAAUGUUGCGUUCACCAAGGUCCUUGAGAUGGCUGUCGUCGGCGGUACCGGCAUCUUCAGGUUGGCUCGCGGGUACGCGCAGGGCAGGACGCACACCUUAGUUCUCAAGGCCGGCGACGCCACCGUCGAGCACAACAUAUUCAUCAGGCACUAG
Molecule: messenger RNA, 666 nt
Organism: Triticum dicoccoides
Lineage: Eukaryota; Viridiplantae; Streptophyta; Magnoliopsida; Poales; Poaceae
Product: dirigent protein 22-like
Exons: 3
Coding region: 1-666 (221 amino acids)
Source: RefSeq, a predicted model, not a curated record